AUGUGCUUGGACCAUGCUGUUGGUGUCCUCAGAUACAUCACCUGUGCUGAUGGACAAAAGCCGCUUAGAAGGGAUGGAGAUGGUCUUAGAGGCACACCUCAUUCUUAUUACGAUAGAAGAGUAUUGAAACAAGAUUGGUUACAUUCCCGAGGAAAACAGUGUUGCUUAGUAUGCACAGAAAUUUCAGAAUUAGCAUCUGAAGCAUCUGAAGGUGUUACAGAUUUAGAAAAAUACACACUGGAAAAAGAACUUCAUAAUAAAUCUACGUGUGGAUAUGAUAGAGGUGACGAAGGAAUAAGGCGAAGGGAAAAAGCUAACGAACGGGGAAUGGAAAUUAGGGAUAAUUCCAAAGAAAAAACAAAUUAG
Messenger RNA from Psylliodes chrysocephalus, 366 nucleotides. The record is from the annotation of a GenBank genome assembly. NCBI's taxonomy places the organism in Eukaryota, Metazoa, Arthropoda, Insecta, Coleoptera, Chrysomelidae.